AUAGCCAGCUAUCACACGCACACACACAGCCAGCUAUCACAGACACACAGAGAACCAGGACUGGGUCAGACCAGUGUGGAUCCGUCUCUCCUCUCAGCCCAGCUCCACUCAGCCCAUCAAGAUGGAAAGGUAUUCCCUGCUGUCUAUGACUCUGUGUCUCCUGGUUUGCCAUGUUUGUCCCAGCAGUCUGGAGGAAACCUAUACACUCACGCCCAACGUGUUGGUUCUGAGGGUGAACCUGUCGUUGAAGACACAGAACCUGGUUCCUCUGUUGUGUGGCGAGGCUUACGAAGGCAUGGAGGUGCGGUGGAUGAAAAAUGGAGCGUGGCUCAGCCAGGUUCCCAGGGAGAACAUGGUAGAGGUUCUAGUGGAAGAGAGGAAGGGGGGGAACUUCACCUGCCACAACGCAGCAGGAGAGUACCUGAACCACACCCUGGUCCUGGUACAGGAGGGCGACAGCAUGAACACCAUACUGGAACAUUCUGAUGAGUACAUCCACUGCUGGGCCAACAACUACAGCGGGAUGUUCCGUUGCUCCUGGAAACGACAUGCCACGCGCCAGAGAGCAACCGUAUUCCUGCUCAGCGUAGAACGGGGCGCCCGGGCGCAGCCGUGCAGCAUGGACGGAGAUGGGGGGGGGGUGAGCUGCAUGGACAACGCGAGCUGCGCCUUCACUGAGGAGAGCCAACCCAUCAGCCUCACCCUGCACAUGCUCAGUCAUCACAAGCUGGAGCAGUACAGCAAGGUGUUCUUUCUACGGGAUAUAGUGAGGCCUGACCAGGUGCCACUGACCCAGGCAGAGAACCAGCAGGAUGUAUUUGACUGGGACUAUCCCUCCACCUGGGACACGCCCCGUUCCUUCUUCCCCCUGCUCUUCCAGGUCAAGGUGGUCCGCUACGUCAGCAGCUGUGACGCCACCGACCACUUCCUGACUAAAGAGACCAGUGCCACCAACUACACAGUUACCAGUCACAAACCGUACCGGUUCUGUGUGCAGGCACGAGACCCACUGACCAAUGGACCCUGGAGCCAACUGGCCCAAAUACAAGUGAAGACCAAAAAAAUGAAACAAGCAAAGCCACACCACCACUAACAGAGCUUGUCCCACACACAUCAUACCACUGCAGGACCAAACAGGAAGCACCAGCUUGUCUGCCGUGACCAUAGGAACCACUGGUCGGUCCAUAGGGAUGCAGUUGUCUGAUGUUACUACAGACAGCACCAGUCUGUCAUGUUACCAUAUGAACCAUUAUUCUGUCUAGUGUCUCUGUAAGACUUAGGACAAGUUUAAGUCCAAAGUUUUGUCAGUUUAUAAGCUAUAACAGCUAUAGCCUUAGCUUGACUUUAAAUUAUUUAUUAUUUAUUGAUGAGGUCAUCACAAAAUUGAGUAAUUAAAGCACUAGUAAUGAUCUUCCACUCAUUUCAACUGUACUUUAUUGCUGAUGGUAUUCCAUAUUCUUAUUA
This is a messenger RNA of Osmerus eperlanus (European smelt), 1464 nucleotides long. It is a transcript of the gene il12bb, whose product is annotated as interleukin 12B, b. The transcript has 9 exons. Gene Ontology annotation, molecular function: protein binding. NCBI's taxonomy places the organism in Eukaryota, Metazoa, Chordata, Actinopteri, Osmeriformes, Osmeridae. The record is from RefSeq and is a predicted model, not a curated record. The coding region runs from base 122 to 1093 and encodes 323 amino acids.